Molecule: messenger RNA, 1778 nt
Organism: Gekko japonicus
Lineage: Eukaryota; Metazoa; Chordata; Lepidosauria; Squamata; Gekkonidae
Gene: RHOJ
Product: ras homolog family member J
Exons: 5
Coding region: 464-1144 (226 amino acids)
Biological process (GO): small GTPase-mediated signal transduction
Molecular function (GO): GTPase activity; GTP binding
Source: RefSeq, a predicted model, not a curated record
AAAAGGGGUUGCAUGAAAAAAAAGAAAGAAAGAAAGCGAGAGACAGAGUCCCUUAAAAUCCCUCCAGCUUCCCUUCUCUGUCUGGAAACAGAACGGAAAACGGAGUGGAUUUAACAUGAAAUCUGUAAGUUGUUUUGUUUUUGUUUUGGGUUUUUUUUGAGCCAAACUGGAGCUGAGAAACAGGCACGCAACUCUCCGGCCGGCGGCUAUUUUUAAGCUGUGCGAAAUACCAACGUCUCCGAGUCCAAGAUGAAGAUUUCCUGACUCAAGCGAACGGAUUCGCGUGUGGAUUUUUCGGUCGCUUCACCCACAUGGUUCAGGACAAGGAGGCUCAGACAGCCUGGGGAAGAAAGUUAUGAUUUCGUGAAACCCCACCGCCGAACCGAAAAGACAGAACGUUUACUCGGGACGGGCCCUGUGGGAACCGCGCUCCCUCUUUGUGUUCCCGUCCCGUGAGGUUUUCAUGGGCACCAAGAAGUGCGGCUCAAAAAGAAAAGCCGAAGGAACCAGGAUGAGCUGCAGCGGAGAAGAAGACAGCGACUCCAGCGGUACCAAGAAGAUGCUGAAAUGUGUCGUGGUCGGUGACGGUGCCGUUGGCAAGACUUGUUUGCUCAUGAGUUAUGCCAACGAUGCCUUCCCGGAAGAGUACGUGCCCACCGUGUUCGACCACUAUGCAGUAACUGUGACGGUAGGAGGGAAACAACACUUGCUUGGACUUUACGACACUGCUGGGCAGGAGGACUACAAUCAGCUGCGACCCCUCUCCUACCCCAACACGGAUGUGUUUUUAAUCUGUUUCUCCGUCGUGAACCCCGCCUCGUACCACAACGUCCAGGAAGAAUGGGUGCCGGAACUGAAAGGGUGCAUGCCUCACGUGCCUUACGUCCUGAUUGGAACGCAGAUCGACCUUCGAGACGACCCCAAAACCUUGACCCGGCUGCUCUACAUGAAGGAGAAGCCCCUGACUUAUGAGCAUGGCAUCAAGCUGGCAAAAGAGAUUGGGGCCCAGUGCUACCUGGAGUGCUCGGCGUUGACACAGAAGGGACUGAAGGCCGUCUUCGACGAAGCGAUCCUCACUAUCUUCAACCCCAAGAAAAAGAAGCCACACUGUGCCAAAUGCUGCAGCUCCUGUAAGAUCCUAUGAUACUGCCUGGAACCCGAAGCCAUGUGCUAGCAUCCAACCAAAGCAUUCCCAGGGGAACGAGGGAUAUGACCAGAAAGGGUCCACGUGGUGUGGAGACUUCUCCCAGUCUGCGACUCCUCAGUCCUGCAACCUCUUUAAGUCUUCUCACGUCUAUUUGCUUUUCUAACCUCCAUGGACCUGUAUUGACGAGGCAGCCAAGCCCCGUGAACAUGGCAGUUUUCGCUGUGCAAGCCAGUAGAUGACGAAAACGCUCCUGUUUCUUUGGCCUUGAUCUGUGUGAGAGAUGAUGUAAUGGAAGGAAAACACUUCAAAGAUCCUGCAACCUCACCGAGAGACAUCGUAAUUUGCGGCCUUCAGAAAGAAAGGACCUUACCUGCACCACCAGCAAGAAUACGCAAUAAUGACUGAAUGUGAAUGCAACGAAAAUAUGUUUCUUUUGGAACUGACAGUCUUAAGGUCCAGAGAUGACAUGCAGGAAGAUUGUUGGAAUUCUCCAUUUUCAAAAGAUUUGCUUAACCUAGAAUCAGAAUAGCCUGUCCUGCAGUUUGUCUUCCUUUUGUAUAGUCAGCAAAAUCCAGCCAGAACAUAAGAAGAGCCCUGCUGGAUCAGACCAGUGGUCCAUCUAGUCCAGCAU